Molecule: messenger RNA, 644 nt
Organism: Desarmillaria tabescens
Lineage: Eukaryota; Fungi; Basidiomycota; Agaricomycetes; Agaricales; Physalacriaceae
Exons: 5
Source: RefSeq, a predicted model, not a curated record
UCGCUCCAAGACCAACACGACUCUUCGAAACCACACCGUCUUUUUAUAACCAGUAUUGUCCAUACUGACCUACGACAUCAAACACUUGCGGGCGAUGCAUGUCCUCAAGAAGACUUGAAACUGUUUACGGUCGAUAUGUGUAUUUCUCUGAGCAUCAAACGUAGGAGAUUCGUGAACUACACGUCGUAAUUCAUGUUCUACCAGAAUGCCGUAUGAAACUGCGCUCUGGCACUAGGACUUUUUGGUCAGCUUCUCGUGUCAGUAGAGCCAAUGAUUAUUUUUCUGCAGACCCUUUUUAGGACCUGCAGCCUUGGCUUGGGUAUAAAAGACGUUCCAAGUCUGCUAUGGAUCCUCACCAAGCUUUCCUUUGAGCUUUUCUUCUAUCCUCGUUCUUCGCUCUUCGACAACCUUUCAAAUAUGACUCGUUUCGGCUCUCUUUUCGUCAUCCUUGCGGUCGCCCUACCUUGCUCUGCUAGAGACAACGAUGGCUCCCCACUCCCCAGCUCGUCGGAGGACGGCAAUUCGGGAGGUAGAUUCAUCUCCGGUCGAGCGUCUGCUCCAAAAGCAUCUCAGCGGAGAGGGGCACCUGAGACUGUUUCUGCCCCCAAGAGUAGCAUCACCCCCGCUGUCGAUCUCGAUCAUUG